GUUUGUAUCGAAUGUUUGAUGACGAUGACUGUGACCAUAUUAAUCUUUUUUUGUGUUGUUAGUUGUGACAUCUCAAAUUUAUUUUGUUUGUAUUGAAUGUUAGAUGACGAUGACCGUGACCAUAUUAAAAAAAAAUUUGUUGUUAGUUGUGACAUCUCAAAUUGAUUUUGUUUGUAUCGAGUGUUAGAUGGCAAUGACCGUGACCAUUCUGACAUCGCCAUGAAGGAGGCCAUGCUUUCUUUUGCUCUUCGACAUAAAGAGCCAGCCGCAUUGCUCAUCGCCACCUCCGACCAAGAUUAUGUAACCUUGAUGAAAUUGGUUAUGGAGAGUGGAAUACAAUUGAUGCACGUCUACGUAGAUUCAAGCACUGACAAGCUCAUUGAAACCACUGACGAACCAAUGAAAUGGCACGAGUUGGUUAACGGCGACCUCCUUCCUGAGAACUUCUCAGCCAGCAACUUUGACGUUCCACUGUCAGUUCCCUCUCCUACUCAUCAGGAUCGUCCUCUUACUCAAGCAAACGACCCUCGGAGAGUUACGGCCUAUUAUGAUGUAGGUUCGUGUUCCGUUCCACCGUCUAAUUCAUUCUUGAAUCUAAGGAAUAACAUCGACGGCUUACUGCCCCUUGUUGGUUUUGGGAACUCCUCGCCCAGGGUCCAAAAGGUAUGGCUUACCUCAAGUAUCUGGCUGAGAAGGAGAGAAAGGAUAAAGAGGAGAUAAGAAAGCAUUUUGAGGAAACGGGUGAACGAUGUCCCAAGCAUAUUGUUUGGAAAGAAAAGAGGAGGAAUAUUAAAUAUUUUGAUUCUAUUUUUACUGUUUUUUUCUUUGUAAUCAUUAUCUUAUAUGUGAUACAAAGAUUUAAAGUAA
Molecule: messenger RNA, 867 nt
Organism: Camelina sativa (false flax)
Lineage: Eukaryota; Viridiplantae; Streptophyta; Magnoliopsida; Brassicales; Brassicaceae
Source: RefSeq, a predicted model, not a curated record